CCAAAUGUAUUUUCUCUUCUCGCUUUGCUAAAAAUUUGCAAAAAUAAAAGUUAUUUUAAAUAAAAAAAACUUUAAUAAAAAAUAUUUAGGUCAUCUACGUGAUUCAGCAUACGGACACUCAACGGACUAUUAGCUCAUCACAUUUCAUAAUCUGUACCACAGCCCGGUGCGCCCUUGAAGCUGGUUUGAGUGGUAGCGACUAACAGACGCCAUCGCCCAGUAUACAUACGAGUAUUUCGUACACCAUGUCAAGAAGUGUGCGCGCCGAGACCCGCAGCCGUGCUAAGGAUGACAUUAAACGCGUGAUGCAGGCGGUGGAUAAGGUGCGUCACUGGGAAAAGAAAUGGGUGACCAUCAGUGAUACGACCAUGAAGAUCUACAAAUGGGUUCCCAUUUCGUGCAACAGUGAGAAAAAAUCGAAGCUGCUGCUCAACAACAAAAUUAGCGACAAGGAGAACUCUCAAAAAGGCACACCCACACCGCCGCAAAUAACGCCAAGUUAUGCCGGCCUAACAGCCGAUGAUUCCAAUACCUGUUUUUCAGUUGUAAGCGACAGUCAAGGAGCUGAUUUUGCGUCAAGCAUGCCCUUCUCUGAGGACUCGAAUUCACAGGGUAGCGAUGGGCCAGUAAAGCGCUUAAAAACGAGUGAUUAGCUAUACAUGCACAUUCACAGCAGCUACAGUAGUAACUAAGUAACAUAAUCAGGUGUGUUCCCGAACCAACUUCCAAUUUCUGGAACACUCCUGAUAAACUUAUGCGCGCAUGUGUGUGUGUUAGCGUGUGCACGCGGAUGCGAAUGUAAUUAUUUUUUUUUUUAUAUACAGAUAUAAGCUUAUUACGAUUAUGAGUUCGAAGAUAAUCAUCUGCCUCACCAAGACUUAAGCAAUUCUUCUAAACGUCGUCUAACCAUAAGUAAAUAUGUACAACAAGCUACUAUAUAUAUGUAUAUAUAUGCAACGAUAUAUAGUAGUUAUAAUACAGCAAAAAUAGUUAAGAUUAAGGCAGCCUUUUGUAAACGUGUAAACCCUUAGCGCCCUCAUUAUGUCUAGGUUGUAGUAUUAAGCACAAAUAUUUUUCGAUUUAUUUAUUUGCCCAAAAUAUUCAAUAAAACUGCCCAUAAAUGACAAAUGUAAGCAAUGAA
This is a messenger RNA of Drosophila innubila, 1141 nucleotides long. RefSeq names its product B-cell CLL/lymphoma 7 protein family member A (gene BCL7-like). The record is from RefSeq and is a predicted model, not a curated record. Lineage: Eukaryota; Metazoa; Arthropoda; Insecta; Diptera; Drosophilidae. The transcript has 2 exons. Bases 246 to 653 code for a protein of 135 amino acids.